Molecule: messenger RNA, 3987 nt
Organism: Heteronotia binoei (common prickly gecko)
Lineage: Eukaryota; Metazoa; Chordata; Lepidosauria; Squamata; Gekkonidae
Gene: MYBPC3
Product: myosin binding protein C3
Exons: 33
Coding region: 120-3944 (1274 amino acids)
Molecular function (GO): protein binding
Source: RefSeq, a predicted model, not a curated record
GAGGAGCAGGAUGGGGGGCAUCCCAAUGGUAUUUCUGUAGUGAGGAGUCUUGAAAGUCAUUCAGUCGCUUUGUGCCUUUCACUCAGAUCCUGGCUUUUCAGCUUGCAAGGCAAACUAAGAUGCCUGAACCUGCAAAGAAACCAGCUUCAGCUUUCAUCAAGAAACCAAAGACAACAGAUGUUAUAGCAGGAGGAGUGGCUAUAUUUGAAGCUGAGACCGAGAAGACAGGCAUCAAGGUGAAGUGGCAGCGAAAUGGUGUGGAAAUUACUACAAGUGAAAAGUAUGUCGUAAAGUCGGAGGGGAACAAGCACUCACUGACCAUUAAUAAUGCUGGAAAAGAGGAUGAUGUAACAUAUGCUGUUAUUGCUGGAAGUUCCAAGGUCAAGUUUGAACUGAAAGUCAAAGAACCAGAAAAGACAGAGAAGGUCAUCCCUGCUGAAGCUCCUCCUGAUCCUAAUGUCUCAAAUGUGCAUACUGCAGCAGAUGUUGAGCAGACAGGGGAUGCCAAGAGUUCAGAAGCUCCUCCAGCAGAAGCCCAACAAGAGGUGUCUGCUGAUCCUAUUGGUCUCUUUGUGACUCGGCCACAGGAUGGAGAAGUAACUGCUGGUGGGAAUAUCACAUUCACUGCUGUAGUGGCAGGAGAAAGCCUGCUGAAGAAACCUUCUGUGAAAUGGUUCAAAGGAAAGUGGAUGGACCUAGGAAGCAAAGUGGGGAAACAUCUCCAGCUUCAUGAUAGUUACGAUCGAAAUAACAAGGUUUACAUCUUUGAAAUGAACAUUAUUGAAGCAAAAAUGACUUAUACAGGUGGCUAUAGAUGUGAAGUGUCUACUAAAGACAAGUUUGACUGCUGUAAUUUCAACCUCGUUGUCAAUGAGGCACCUGCUGUGGGAGACAUGGAUAUCCGCUCUACAUUUCGACGGGCGAGCAUUCUGGGAGGAGGGAGACGGACGACUGCAGCCCUGUCCAGUGUGGACGGACAUGCAGAAGGCAGAGAGUUGGAUUUCAGUGCCUUGCUGAAAAAGAGAAGCUUCUUGCGCUCAGUAAAUCGAAGUGAUACAAAGACUGAAUCACAGUCAGAUGUUGAUGUCUGGGAAAUCCUUCAGAAUGCUCCUCCAUCUGAGUAUGAGAAAAUUGCAUUCCAGUAUGGCAUCACUGACCUGCGAGGGUUAUUGAAACGUCUCAAACGCAUAAAGAAGGAAGAAAAGAAAAGCACAUCCUUCCUCAAGAGACUAGAUCCUGCCUACCAGAUAGAUAAAGGCCAGAAGAUCAAGUUAAUGGUGGAACUUGCUAACCCAGAUGAUGAAGUGAAAUGGCUAAAGAAUGGGCAAGAGAUUCAAGUGAGCGGCAGCAAAUAUAUUUUUGAAGCCCUUGGAAAUAAGAGGAUUUUGACCAUCAACCACUGCUCACUGGCCGAUGAUGCAGCUUAUCAAUGUGUAGUUGGUGAGGAGAAGAGUUUCACAGAGCUGUUUGUCAGAGAGCCUCCUAUACUGAUUACUCAUCCUUUGGAAGACCAGGUAGUCAUGGUUGGAGAAAGAGUGGAGUUUGAAAUUGAAGUGUCUGAAGAAGGGGCUACUGUGAAAUGGGAAAAGGAUGGAGUGGAGCUGACCCGGGAGGAGACAUUCAAAUAUCGUUUCAAAAAGGAUGGGAAAAAACACUACCUCAUCAUUAAUGAAUCUACCAAGGAAGAUAAUGGCCACUACAAAGUGCAGACCAAUGGUGGGGAAGCAGUUGCUGAAUUAAUUGUACAAGAGAAGAAGCUGGAAGUGUUCCAAAGUAUUGCAGAUCUGACAGUGAAGGCACGGGAGCAGGCUGUGUUCAAGUGCGAGGUUUCUGAUGAGAAUGUGAAGGGCAUCUGGUUGAAAAAUGGGAAGGAAGUGAUCCCAAACGAGAGGAUUAAAAUCUCUCACAUUGGCAGAAUUCACAAGCUAACUAUUGAUGAUGUAACCCCAGAAGACGAGGCUGAUUAUUCAUUUGUACCUGAAGGAUUUGCAUACAACCUCUCAGCCCAUCUUCAGUUCUUGGAAAUUAAGAUUGACUUUGUGCCUAGACAAGAACCCCCCAAAAUUCAUCUGGACUGCAGGGGCCAGACUCCUGACACCAUUAUUGUGGUGGCUGGAAACAAACUGAGACUGGAUGUACCCAUAUCAGGAGACCCAGUUCCCACUGUGAUCUGGCAGAAAGUAAACAAGAAUAAGGACAUAGUAGUAAAAAAUGAUAGAUCCACAGCUCCUAUGGACACAAGCGGAGAGCUGAGUAAUGACAAUAAGCUUCUUGCUGAUUCUGAAGGCAGAGUCCACGUGGAGAUGUUGGUAGAUCAUUGUGUAUUCACCAUUGAAGGGGCAGAAAAGGAAGAUGAAGGAGUCUACCGAGUUACUGUGAAGAACCCAGCAGGAGAAGAUACAGCUGAUAUCACUGUCAAAGUUAUUGAUGUACCUGAUCCUCCUGAGGUCCCUCAAAUUUCUGAAGUUGGUGAAGAUAACUGUAUGGUGCAGUGGCAACCUCCUAAAUAUGAUGGAGGACAGCCAGUACUUGGCUAUAUCUUAGAGAGGAAGAAGAAAAAGAGCUACAGGUGGAUGAGGCUGAAUUUUGACCUUCUGAACGAUCUGUCCUAUGAAGCAAAGAGAAUGAUUGAAGGAGUUGUCUAUGAGAUGCGUGUUUAUGCUGUGAACUCUGUAGGCAUGUCCAGGCCUAGUCCUGCCUCACAGCCUUUCAUGCCCAUUGCUCCUCCAAGUGAACCAAUGCACUUUACAGUGGAAGACAUUUCUGACACUUCUGUCACUUUGAAGUGGAGACCCCCUGAGCGGAUUGGAGCAGGAGGGCUAGAUGGCUACAUCGUUGAGUACUGCAAAGAAGGAUCUACAGAAUGGAUUCCAGCUCUUCAUGGCCCAACUGAGCGCACCUCUGCCUUGCUUAAAGGUUUGGUGACAGGAGACAAACUUUAUUUCCGUGUCACAGCUAUAAACUUGGCUGGUACAAGUCAACCAGCAAUUACCAAAGAGCCGAUUACUAUCCGAGAAAUCUUACAACGUCCCAAAAUCUGGAUGCCACGCAACCUCAGGCAAACCCUAAUGAAGAAAGUGGGUGAUACCAUAAAUAUUGUGAUUCCUUUCCAGGGCAAACCCAGGCCUAAAGUUAUCUGGACAAAAGAUGGUCAGCCAUUAGAUUCCAAGGAAGUGGCAGUUCGGAAUAGUAUCACAGAUACAAUCCUGUUUAUCCGAAAGGCUGAGCGUCACCAUUCUGGAAUAUAUGAAGUAGAGGUGCAGAUUGAAAAUAUGAGUGAUAAGGUUGCUAUCACAAUGCAGAUCAUGGACAAGCCUGGCCCACCUCAGAAUGUGAAGAUUGUGGAUGUCUGGGGCUUCAAUGUUGCACUGGAAUGGAAACCACCACAGGAUGAUGGCAAUGCUCAGAUCACUGGGUACACAGUGCAGAAGGCAGAUAAAAAGACAAUGGAAUGGUAUACUGUGUUUGAUCACUGUCACCGCACAAAUUGUGUUGUAUCCGACUUGAUCAUGGGAAAUGAAUACUAUUUCCGCAUCUUCAGUGAGAAUCUAUGUGGACUGAGUGAAAAUGCUGCAACCACCAAAGAUUCUGCCUACAUUAAGAAAACAGGCACAGAUUAUAAACACCCUAGCUACAAACAGCAUGACUUCUCUGAAGCACCCAAAUUCACUCACCCGCUACCUGACCGCUCAGUGAUUGCUGGGUACAAUGCUACACUCAGCUGUGCAGUAAGAGGAAGCCCAAAGCCAAAAAUCUUCUGGUUCAAAAAUAAAAUGGAUCUUUCUGGAGAUGCCAAAUACCGCAUGUUCAGUAAACAUGGAGUGCUGACCCUGGAAAUCCGAAAGCCCAGCCCCUUUGAUGCAGGCCUUUACACAUGCAAAGCUGUGAAUGAAUGUGGAGAAGCGGAAAUAGAGUGCCGACUGGAAGUCAGAGUUCCACAAUAGAAUCCUGAUGUAAUCAUUGCCACCAGGUCUAGGUAAGGAAGCA